Molecule: messenger RNA, 7021 nt
Organism: Myripristis murdjan (pinecone soldierfish)
Lineage: Eukaryota; Metazoa; Chordata; Actinopteri; Holocentriformes; Holocentridae
Exons: 21
Coding region: 119-7021 (2300 amino acids)
Biological process (GO): regulation of apoptotic process
Molecular function (GO): protein binding
Source: RefSeq, a predicted model, not a curated record
GAGUCCGGGUCCCGCAGUGAGUCCGGGUCCCGCAGUGAGUCCGGGCGGUGAUCCGUGUUGGAGCGGAGCAGCAGCAGCAGGAGCCUCUCGGCUGCGGAGAGACACACCCGGUGCCAACAUGUCACUGGCUGUGCAGCUCCUCAGCGUUUUGGAGGAUUUGAGAGAGGAUGAGCUCCAAAAGUUCCAGUGGUUCCUGAGGGAUCAUGACAUCCUGAAAGACCUCCCAGCCAUCCCACUGUGCAAACUGGAUCAUGCAGACAGGCUGGACACAGUGGAUUUGAUGGUCCAGAUGUACGACGCAGAGUCCGCGGAGGUCACCAAGAGGGUUUUGAGUGAAAUUGGCAGGAAUGAUCUUAUUCAUCAUUUGGCAUUCACCAGCGCAAGCAGUAAAGAGAUUCUUGCCAACUGCCAGCGUAAACUCAAAUUGAAGCUGAAGAUGAGGUUUCAGGAUUUUAUUGAGGGAAUGACAGGAGCAGGAGAGUCAACACCUCUGAAUGAGAUCUACACAGAGCUGUACAUCACAGAGGGAGGGAGUGGAGAGCUCAAUGAGGAACAUGAGGUCAGAUGGAUUGAAACAGCAUCCAGGAAACCAGCCACUCCAGAAACAACAAUCACAUGUGAGGACAUCUUUAAACCUUUACCUGGAAGGGUUCAAAUAAUCAGAACAGUGAUGACAAAGGGAGUGGCUGGCAUUGGGAAAACAGUCUUAACACAGAAGUUCACUCUGGACUGGGCUGAACACAAAGCCAACCAGCAUGUCCACUUCACAUUUCCAUUCACUUUCAGAGAGCUGAAUCUGCUGGGAGGGAAAAAGUUCAGCUUGGUGGAACUUCUUCAUCACUUCUUCACUGAGACCAAAGAAGCAGGAAUCAGCAGGUUUGAGCAGUUCCAGGUUGUGUUGAUUUUUGACGGUCUGGAUGAGUGUCGACUUCCUCUGGACUUCAACAACAACCAGAUCCUGACUGAUGUUACAGAGUCCACCUCAGUGGACGUUCUGCUGACAAACCUCAUCAAGGGGAACCUGCUUCCCUCUGCUCAACUCUGGAUAACCACACGACCCGCAGCGGCCAAUCGGAUCCCUCUUGAGUGCGUUGGCAUGGUGACGGAGGUGAGAGGCUUCACUGACCCACAGAAGGAGGAAUACUACAAGAAGAGAUUCAGAGAUGAGGAGCAGGCCAGCAGAAUCAUCUCCCACAUCAAGACAUCACGAAGCCUCCACAUCAUGUGCCACAUCCCAGUCUUCUGCUGGAUCACUGCUACAGUUCUGGAGGACGUGUUGAAAACCAGUGAGGGAGGAGACCUGCCCAAGACCCUGACUGAGAUGUACAUCUACUUCCUGGUGGUGCAGUCCAGACUGCAGAACGUCAAGUAUCAUGGGAGAGCUGAGACAGAUGCAGUCUGGACUCCAGAGACCAGGGAGAUGAUCCUGUCUCUGGGAAAACUGGCUUUUGAGGAGCUGGAGAAAGGCAACCUGAUCUUCUAUGAAGCAGACCUGGCAGAGUGUGGCAUUGAUAUCAGAGCAGCCUCAGUGUACUCAGGAGUGUUCACACAGAUCUUUAAAGAGGAGCGUGGGCUGCACCAGGACAAGGUUUUCUGCUUCAUCCAUCUGAGCGUUCAGGAGUUUCUGGCUGCUCUUCAUGUCUUUGUGACUUUCAUCAACUCUGGAGUCAAUCUGCUGACAGAAGGACAAUCAACCUCCCAACUAAAACACCUCUACCAGAAUGCUGUGGACAAGGCUUUACAGAGUCCAAAUGGACACCUGGACUUGUUCCUGCGCUUCCUCCUGGGUCUUUCACUGCCGACCAAUCAGACUCUCCUACGAGGCCUGAUGACACAGACAGGAAGUAGCUCACAGACUUAUCAGGAAACAGUCCAGUUCAUCAAAAAGAAGAUCAAGGACAGUCCCUCUCCGGAGAGAAGCAUCAACCUGUUCCACUGUCUGAAUGAGCUGAAUGACCAUUCUCUAGUGAAGGAGAUCCAACAGUACCUGAGAUCAGGACGUCUCUCCACAGCCAAACUGUCCCCUGCUCAGUGGUCAGCUCUGGUCUUCAUCUUACUGACAUCAGAAGAAGAUCUGGAGGUGUUUGACUUGAAGAAAUACUCUGCUUCAGAGGAGGCUCUUGUGAGGCUGCUGCCAGUGGUCAAAGCCUCCAAGAAAUCUGUGCUGAGUGGCUGUAAUCUGUCAGAGAGAAGCUGUGCAGCUCUGGCCUCAGUUCUCAGCUCCCAGUCCUCUAGUCUGAGAGAGCUGGACCUGAGUAACAAUGAUCUGCAGGAUUCAGGAGUGAAGCGUCUCUCUGCUGGACUGGAGAGUCCACACUGCAGACUGGAGGCUCUCAGGCUGUCAGGCUGCCUGCUCACACAGGAAGGCUGUGCUUCUCUGGCCUCAGCUCUGAGCUCCAACCCCUCCCAUCUGAGAGAGCUGGACCUGAGCUACAAUCAUCCAGGAGACUCAGGAGUGAAGCUGCUCUCUGCUGGACUGGAGAAUCCAACCUGGAGACUGAAGACUCUCAGGGUGGACCAUGGUGGAGAGCAGUGGUUGAAGCCAGGUCUGAGCAAGUAUUCCUGUGAACUCACACUGGACACAAACACAGCAAACAGACACCUCGUCCUGUCUGAGGACAACAGGAAGGUGGCAGCAGUGAGAGAAGAGCAGCCAUAUCCUGAUCACCCAGAGAGGUUUGAGGACUGGGAACAGAUCCUGUGUAGUGAUGGUCUGACUGGUCGCUGCUACUGGGAGGUCGAGUGGAGGGGAUGGUUUCAUAUUGGAGUGACUUACAGAGGAAUCAGCAGGAGAGGAGGCGGUGCUGACUGCAGGCUCGGCGGGAACGACAUGUCCUGGGUUCUGAUCUGCUAUGACGAAAGUUUCUGUGCCAGGCACAACAACAUACCAGCUGUCAUUUCUGUCUGGCCCCCUGCCUCCAACAGAGUGGCCGUGUAUCUGGACUGGCCUGCUGGCUCUCUGUCCUUCUACAGCGUCUCCUCUGACACACUGAUCCACCUCCACACCUUCAAAUCCACCUUCACUGAACCUCUGUACCCGGGGUUUGGGGUCCUCAACUGUGGACUAACAGGCUUUCCAGCUUUCAUUCAGCUUCCUCUGAAGGAUGCAGUUUGGGUUUGUCCUGGGCUGCAGCAACAAGAAGAGGAAGAGGAGACACAGCUGGAAGGAACAGAAGAAUCAACGAUGGUGACACCGAGAGAGCAGCUCCUUUACAUUUUGGAGGAUUUGACAGAGGAAGAUCUAAAAAAGUUCAAGUGGUUCCUGAACCAGCCUGACAUCCUGGAAGACUUCCCAGCAAUCCCAAAGAGCCGACUGGAGAAGGCAGACAGGCUGGACACAGUGGAAGAGAUGGUCCGGAUCUACGGCUCAGACUCCGUGGAGGUCACCAAGAGGGUUUUGAUUCAAAUGAACAGGAGUGAUCUUGUUCAGCGGUUGGCAUACGCCAGCUUAAAUCCCAAAGAGAUUCUUGCCAACUGCCAGCGUAAACUCAAAUUGAAGCUGAAGAUGAGGUUUCAGGGUUUUUUUGAGGGAAUGACAGGAGCAGGAGAGUCAACACCUCUGAAUGAGAUCUACACAGAGCUGUACAUCACUGAUGGAGGGAGUGGAGAGCUCAAUGAGGAACAUGAGGUCAGAUGGAUUGAAACAACAUCCAGGAAACCAGCCACUCCAGAAACAACAAUCACAUGUGAAGACAUCUUUAAACCUUUACCUGGAAGAGAUCGACCAAUCAGAAUAGUGAUGACAAAGGGAGUGGCUGGCAUUGGGAAAACAGUCUUAACACAGAAGUUCACUCUGGACUGGGCUGAACACAAAGCCAACCAGCAUGUCCACUUCACAUUUCCAUUCACUUUCAGAGAGCUGAAUCUGCUGAGAGGGAGAAAGUUCAGCUUGGUGGAACUUGUUCAUCACUUCUUCACUGAGACCAAAGAAGCAGGAAUCAGCAGGUUUGAGCAGUUCCAGGUUGUGUUGAUCUUUGACGGUCUGGAUGAGUGUCGACUUCCUCUGGACUUCAACAACAACCAGAUCCUGACUGAUGUUACAGAGUCCACCUCAGUGGACGUUCUGCUGACAAACCUCAUCAAGGGGAACCUGCUUCCCUCUGCUCACCUCUGGAUAACCACACGACCCGCAGCGGCCAAUCAGAUCCCUCCUGAGUGCGUUGGCAUGGUGACGGAGGUAAGAGGCUUCACUGACCCGCAGAAGGAGGAAUACUUCAGGAAGAGAUUCAGAGAUGAGGAGCAGGCCAGCAGAAUCAUCUCCCACAUCAAGACAUCACGAAGCCUCCACAUCAUGUGCCACAUCCCAGUCUUCUGCUGGAUCACUGCUACAGUUCUGGAGGACGUGUUGAAAACCAGUGAGGGAGGAGACCUGCCCAAGACCCUGACUGAGAUGUACAUCCACUUCCUGGUGGUUCAGUCCAAAGUGCAGCACGUCAAAUAUCAUGGGAGAGCUGAGACAGAUGCAGUCUGGACUAGAAAGACCAGGAAGAUGAUCCUGUCUCUGGGAAAACUGGCUUUUGAGCAGCUGGAGAAAGGCAACCUGACCUUCUAUGAAGCAGACCUGGCAGAGUGUGGCAUUGAUAUCAGAGCAGCCUCAGUGUACUCAGGAGUGUUCACACAGAUCUUUAAAGAGGAGCGUGGGCUGUACCAGGACAAGAUUUUCUGCUUCGUCCAUCUGAGCCUUCAGGAGUUUCUGGCUGCUGUUCAUGUCUUUCUGUCAUUCAUCAACUCUGGAGUCAAUCUGCUGACACAAAAAUCAGCCUCAUGGUGGUCUGCACGAUUCAAAAAGAAAUUUAAACUAAAACUCCUCCUCCAGAGUGCUGUGGACAAGGCCUUACAGAGUCCAAAUGGACACCUGGACUUGUUCCUGCGCUUCCUCCUGGGUCUUUCACUGCCAACCAAUCAGACUCUCCUACGAGGCCUGAUGACACAGACAGGAAGUAGCACACAGACUAAUCAGGUAACAUUCAAGUACAUUAAGAAGAAGAUCAAGGACAAUCCCUCUCCAGAGAGAAGCAUCAACCUGUUCCACUGUCUGAAUGAGCUGAAUGACCAUUCUCUAGUGGAGGAGAUCCAACAGUACCUGAGAUCAGGACGUCUCUCCACAGCCAGUCUCUCCCCUGCUCAGUGGUCAGCUUUGGUCUUCAUCUUACUGUCAUCAGAAGAAGAUCUGGAGGUGUUUGACUUGAAGAAAUACUCUGCUUCAGAGGAGGCUCUUCUGAGGCUGCUACCAGAGGUCAAAGCCUCCAAGAAAUCUGUGCUGAGUGGCUGUAAUCUGUCAGAGAGAAGCUGUGAAGCUCUGGCCUCAGUUCUCAGCUCCCAGUCCUCUAGUCUGAGAGAGCUGGACCUGAGUCACAACGAUCUGCAGGAUUCAGGAGUGAAGUGUCUCUCUGCUGGGCUGGAGAGUCCACACUGCAGACUGGAGGCUCUCAGACUGAGUGGCUGUAAUCUGUCAGAGAGAAGCUGUGCAGCUCUGGCCUCAGUUCUCAGCUCCCAGUCCUCUAGUCUGAGAGAGCUGGACCUGAGUCACAACGAUCUGCAGGAUUCAGGAGUGAAGCUGCUCUCUGCUGGACUGGAGAGUCCACACUGCAGACUGGAGGCUCUCAGGCUGUCAGGCUGUCUGGUCACACAGGAAGGCUGUGCUGCUCUGGCCUCAGCUCUGAGCUCCAACCCCUCCCAUCUGAGAGAGCUGGACCUGAGCUACAAUCAUCCAGGAGACUCAGGAGUGAAGCUGCUCUCUGCUGGACUGGAGGAUCCAACCUGGAGACUGAAGAUUCUCAGGGUGGACCAUGGUGGAGAGCACAGGCUGAAACCCGGGCUGGGGAAGUGUGUUGGUCUGCAGGGCCAGGCUUCAUGGUGUGACCCCCGAGCAGAGCUGGACACAGACUCAUUACUGACUGAGAUUACACCUGAAGUCCAGGAGGAAGGCAACAUAUACCGGCUGCGGUGUCCGCACGCCGGAGCGUUUCGCUGCAGUCUCACCGGUUUGGUGUUGGAGGGCGAGGGUGAUGUCACCUAUCAGAUAGUUCCCUGGGAAAGGAACAUCCUCGCCACAAAAGGCUGGCGGCCGGCAGGACCUCUGGUCAAGUUCACCUGCCUGAGAGGAAGUUUCCACCGGCUCCACCUGCCACACUGCCAGAUCUUCUCUGAUGGCGGGCAGGAGUUGCUGUUUGUGGUCCACGUGACGAAGGACGGGGUCAGGUUCAUCCAGCCUCAGACGGUAACAGACCAGUACGUGGCCAUCAACAUCUCUGGCUUCUCUGUCUUUGGUCUGGGCAGGAAGAAUGAGUCCGAAGGUCCCAUCAAUGGCAUGGUGCUGCUGUUUCACCAGCCGUCGGACGAUCCGGAGCUCUACGCCUCGCUGUUCGUCGUGCUGCUGCCCAAGAACGCCAUCAUCAGCGAGGUGAAAAGGAGUUGGAAGGAGACAAGGUAUAUUGUAACCCUCCCUGACUGCGAGCUGAUCCCAAAUCAGAUGUACAAACUGUCCGGACAUCCUGCCAGGCGUGUCCUUCCUGAGAAUGCAAAAUUCGUGAACUUUAAAGAAUACCAUAACUACACUGCUUCGUUCAAAGUGCAGCUCGCUGUCAAUGUGAAAGUCGUGGAUCUGGAGCUGAAACGCGGUCACACCUGGUUUCAGUGGCUGCCGGUCUGGCUGUUCGGCUCACAGGAGCCCGUGGUGUGGAGCGACAACGUCCAGCUUACAGCCACUCCAGCAUCACACAUGACAGCCGCCAUUAUUCCUGAUGCUCAUGAGAGGCUGCGUGCUGUUCGAACCGAGUUCAUUGAACGAGUGUCUGGACCUAAUCUGAACUCUCUGCUGCUACGACUUCGGGCCGUGGACGCAAUAAGCUCCGAAGAAGAGGAGGCAGUAAAAGAUAUAAAAUCAAGAUCUGAUAAAGCAACAGAACUGAUCGACAUGAUGAUAAGAAAAAGAUCAGAGGCCAGUUCACAUAUGAUCACCAUCUUCUGUAAGUUGGACAGGUGCCUUUCAGCUGAUCUGGGGUUGCAGGAUCUCCUCUGA